AUGGCGAAAACGCUCAUUUCGUCGCCUUCGUUCCUCGGCACGCCGCUUCCCUCGCUCCCUCGCCACCACCGCAACACCACCAGGCUUGUCGCCACCAAGGUUCACGUCAGCCUCCACCAAAUUCCCCCUAUUCACUCUAUAAGCCAUUCCAUUGACUUCGCCGGAAUCGCUACCAGAGCCGAAGGCCUUCUUUACACGCUCGCCGACGCCGCGGUUGCAGCGGACCCGGCCGCUUCCACCACCGAUGCCGCCGUGCAGAAGAGCGGAGGCUGGUUCGGCUUCAUCUCCGAAGCCAUGGAGGCCGUUCUCAAGGUGUUGAAGGAUGGUCUUUCUGCUGUACAUGUGCCUUAUGCAUAUGGGUUUGCUAUCAUAUUACUCACUGUUAUAGUUAAGGCCGCAACACUUCCCUUGACAAAACAACAGGUUGAAUCUACACUGGCUAUGCAAAAUCUUCAGCCAAAAAUUAAGGCCAUUCAAGAAAGAUAUGCUGGCAAUCAGGAAAGAAUACAACUUGAGACAUCAAGGUUAUAUCGGCAGGCUGGGGUUAACCCAUUGGCAGGUUGUUUACCUACUUUGGCUACAAUUCCAGUCUGGAUUGGUCUCUACCAAGCUUUAUCAAAUGUGGCAAAUGAAGGACUGUUAACUGAAGGUUUCUUUUGGAUCCCCUCUUUGGCUGGUCCUACUACCAUUGCUGCUAGACAAAGUGGAGCUGGAAUUUCUUGGCUUUUUCCAUUUGUGGAUGGGCAUCCACCUUUGGGUUGGCAAGAUACUGCAGCAUAUCUUGUUUUACCUAUUCUUCUUAUUGUUUCUCAAUAUGUUUCAAUGGAAAUCAUGAAACCACCUCAGACAGAUCCUUCUCAAAAGAAUCAACUUCUUAUUUUAAAGUUUCUUCCACUCAUGAUCGGCUACUUCUCACUAUCUGUCCCAUCAGGAUUAACAAUUUACUGGUUUAUAAACAAUGUCCUGAGCACAGCUCAACAAGUAUGGUUGCGCAAAUUGGGAGGUGCAAAGCCUGUUGUGAAUGAAAAUGCCAGUGGGAUUAUUACUGCAGGACGUGCUAAAAGAUCAGAUUCGCUGCCAGCAAGAGGCGGUGAAAGGUUUAAGCAGUUAAAAGAAGAGGAAAAGAAGAAGAAGUUAAGCAAGGCACUGCCAAUGGAAGAUGUUCAGCCACUGGCUUCUGUUUCUGCUUCUGAUGAUGGUUCAGAUGCAGAAAGUGACAACAAGGAAGAGGAAGUUGCAGAAGAAGCCUAUGCUUCUAAAAUUGGUGAAGAGGUUCAAAUUAAUUCUAGGGAAAGAAGAAGCAAGCGUUCGAAGCGGAAGCGUGCAGUAUAA
Molecule: messenger RNA, 1332 nt
Organism: Sphenostylis stenocarpa
Lineage: Eukaryota; Viridiplantae; Streptophyta; Magnoliopsida; Fabales; Fabaceae
Source: the annotation of a GenBank genome assembly